This is a messenger RNA of Onychostoma macrolepis, 2232 nucleotides long. RefSeq names its product HIV-1 Tat specific factor 1 (gene htatsf1). The record is from RefSeq and is a predicted model, not a curated record. Gene Ontology annotation, biological process: mRNA splicing, via spliceosome. Gene Ontology annotation, molecular function: RNA binding. Bases 142 to 1497 code for a protein of 451 amino acids. Lineage: Eukaryota; Metazoa; Chordata; Actinopteri; Cypriniformes; Cyprinidae. The transcript is spliced from 10 exons. Gene Ontology annotation, cellular component: U2-type spliceosomal complex; U2 snRNP.
ACUAAUUAGUACUGGAAAAGGGACCUUAGAGAGAGGAACUACAUACGUGCGGCCGACAGUAUUCCGGAAGACGCAUAGCGGCGGACUCGCACGUUCUUCGGAAGCGCAACACUUGUUCGUUUUGGAGGUUCAGCACUGGAAAUGAUGAGUGGGGACUCAGACGGUAAUAAAGAGUUCCAUGAGCAGCUCCGUUUGCAGCAGCUGUAUGGACAGAGGCGAGAGAGUGGAGAAGAUCCAUACACGUUUGUCGACCCAGAAGACGGCACUGUGUACGACUGGGACCAUGAAAAGAGAGCAUGGUUUCCAAAGGUAAAUGAUGACUUCAUCGCAGCAUAUCAAGCUAACUAUGGAUUCAACGAGGAAGGGGCCCCUGAUCCAAAUGCUGCGGUUCCUGUCACUGAAUUUCUCCCUGCCAAACCAGAGGAGUCCAAGAAACCAGAAGAACCCAAGAAGCUGGAGGAGAGCUCAAACCAAGAAAAAACUAAGGAGGAAGCUCAGAAAGGAGAGAAAAGGAAAGCAGAUCCAGGAUGGUUUGAAGUUGAAAAGGACAAAAACACCAAUGUUUAUGUGACAGGUCUUCCUCCAGACAUAACUCCUGAUGAGUUUGUGGAGUUCAUGUCCAAAUGUGGAAUUAUAAUGCGUGAUCCUGUCACAGAAGAGUAUAAAAUCAAGCUCUACAAGGACAAGGACGGAAACCAAAAAGGAGAUGGACUUUGCUGCUACCUGAAGAAAGAGUCAGUAGCUCUUGCCGUGCGGCUCUUGGAUGAGACAGAGAUUCGGGGCUACCAGCUGCAUGUGGAGGAAGCGCAAUUCGAGCUCAAAGGACAAUAUGAUGCCAGCAAGAAGAAGAAAAAGAACAAAGAAUACCGUAAAAGGCUCCAGCAGCAACAAAAGCAGCUGGACUGGAGACCGGAGAAAGCUGGGGAAGCUCGAAAAAGGCAUGAAAAAGUCAUCAUCAUCCAAAACAUGUUUCAUCCAAGUGACUUUGAGGAGGAUCCUUUGGUUCUGAAUGAGUACAGAGAAGAUCUACGGACUGAAUGUGAGAAAUUUGGGCAAGUGAAGAAGGUCAUCAUCUUUGAUAGGCACCCUGAUGGAGUGGCAUCUGUGGCUUUUAAAGAACCUGAAGAGGCGGACAUGUGUCAGACGGCUCUGAAUGGACGCUGGUUUGGUGGGAGGAAACUGUCAGCAGAGCUGUGGGAUGGUGUAACUGACUACCAGGUUGAGGAAACCUCACGAGAACGAGAAGAGAGACUGAAAGCCUGGGGUUCUUUCCUGGGUGAUGAGAGUGCGUCUGCCCAAGCUAAAGCGGACCCUUCAAAAGCAGCUGAACAACAAAAUUCCAGCACACAAGCAGCAGCAGAACAGACUCGACAGGAGGAACAUGCAAACAAAAGCACCGCAAAACCACAGGAGGGGAAAGAUGAGAAGGAGGAUGAGGAAGGAGGAGUAGCGUCGACCGAUAGCAGUUUAGCAGGAAGUGAUAAUGAGGAUGCGUAGAUGUGGAGAGAAAAGAGGACUUGAUUAAUGUCUCUGGCUAAAACAUUCUUCAUGCUAAUAUAGUGUUUCCUUUUAAUUGUUUAUUCCCAUGACAUGUCUGCAUUUCACCAUAUCCAAAUAUGGACGAUAUGGUGUGAGUUCCCCUUUGCUAAUGUGUGUCAUUGAAUCAAUUUCAACAUCUGUUAAUAGUUUUAUAGUAAAAAAAAACAUUUUGUGACCUCGUCAUUGUUUCUUGCUUUCAUGAAAAAGAUGUUUAUUAGUAACUUCACUCACAAAACAAGGUCUUUGGUAUAUAUGGGAACAAAAAAACAAGCAGUUUCCUUAAGUGUAGUUCCAUGUAAGCCUUAAUGACAGCUGUGAUUUUAUCUGUGUGAGAGACCUUGUUCAACUCGCUCGGGUGCAUUUUUCAGCACACAUGUAAAGAAGAGCACCUCCUGCAUGUAGUAUCACAUUUGUUUUGUUUUAGUAUGAUCGGUGGCUGGAUGUUGGCUGGAUUCAGUUUGGUAAGCAGUUUGGGGUUUUAAAUUAAAACAUUUGUAAAAGUCCUGUUUCAAUUUGAGAAAGGAGUGCUUGAAGUAUACGUAGGAACAGUACAACUUGUUUACCUUUAGUGUGAAUUUAAUUCUUUUGACUUUUUACCUAUUUUUUAUGUUGUAUGUGUAUUUCUAGAAUUAACAAGAGCUUAUUUCUAUGAAUUACAAUUAAAUUUGUUUUCCCCCUCAAGGAUUUUGUAUA